Messenger RNA from Paramecium tetraurelia, 705 nucleotides. RefSeq lists its product as uncharacterized. Lineage: Eukaryota; Ciliophora; Oligohymenophorea; Peniculida; Parameciidae. The record is from RefSeq and is a predicted model, not a curated record. The transcript is spliced from 3 exons.
AUGUUACUUUUUCCCUUGAAUAUUUAUAGAAAUCUGAACGAGCAAUGCUCUUUGAGAAGAUUAUAGAUUGACAUGUUAGAUCAUAAAUUAAAUUAAUUGAAUGAUGAUACUUGUGAAAUUACAAUUAAAAUGGAUAAAGAUAAUAUAUUAUAAAUAUAGAUGAGACCCAAAAUUGGUCCCUAUAAAUUGAAAAAUUACUUAUUUUUGUUAGAUUUUAGAAAAAAUUAUCCCAUCUCUCCUCCAAUUAUAACAAUUGGGUCUGAAACUUUACAUCCGAAUAUAGACAGAAAAAAUUAAAAAUUUUAUUUACGAUUAAUAGAAUAAUAGAAUUGGAAACCAAUAUAUGGAUUAUUUGAAAUCGUAGAAGAAAUGAAAAAAACACUAAUUCAUGUGGAUUUCACAAUAAUACCAAAUGAAACUAUCUGUCUUAAGAUGGCACAACAGAUUCUAAACUAAAAUCAAUUAGACAAUGAAUGUGAAAAUCAAAUUAAUAGUGAAUAUGAUAGCGAUUAGGAAACUUUUGAUUUUGAAAUUAGUAGAGCUUUCAAGAUGAAUUUUGAAAUUGUAGAUAGUUCUUAAUAUAACAUCUAAUUAUAAAGUGAUUCUUAACAUAUUUAUUAAAAUUUACCCGCAAUAAUUAAUUUAUAAAACACUUCGAAGCAUAAGUAAAAUGAUAAUAUGUUUUUUAUUAAAAUAAAAAGUUGA